This is a messenger RNA of Diaporthe amygdali, 1818 nucleotides long. Its product is annotated as amidase. The record is from RefSeq and is a predicted model, not a curated record. NCBI's taxonomy places the organism in Eukaryota, Fungi, Ascomycota, Sordariomycetes, Diaporthales, Diaporthaceae. The coding region runs from base 1 to 1818 and encodes 605 amino acids. The transcript is spliced from 12 exons.
AUGGCUACUACGAAGUCUUCACUGAUGGACAGCUCAUCAAACGACAGUCGCUGCAAUCCAUGCAUAGCAGGCCUGACCAAUGCCGACUAUUAUGUAAAAGUCGUCAAUGAGUCUCGACCAGGCACCUCACCGGUUGCCUUUCAGCCUACUGUUCUGCUCUCGAUUGACGAAAAGUCAACGCACGAGUCCAUCCAGUCAGAUAUAGAGUCCUUCAUCCAGCACGAUGACGUCUUCUCAGACGACUUCUUGACAGACACCGUCAUGAUUCAGGGUCAAAAUGGACAAACGAAGCCAGACCGUAUCAUCAAACUCGAGUUUAACGUUGCUUUAGAGCCUGGCCCAUACUUUCUUUUACCUGAUAGCGUACUUGCCCAAGCAUGGCGUCUGUACCCGGACACGCAGGACGCAUUCGCCACUACCUUCGUUCCUACGCCAGGCGAUCCGUUUCGCUUCCAGCCCCUACAGUCAAUGGUGGGUGAUGGAUUGUGGCGCCAGGUGGCAGUUCCGAGCCGUCUGUACUCGCCUCCAACAGAGCACAAGCCUCUUGCUGGGAAGAGAAUCAGCGUCAAGGAUAAUUUCAAGGUAGCAGGCAUCAAGACCACUCAGAACAACAGGGCUUGGUUGAGCCUCUACGGUCCAGAGCGUGAAACUGCCAGUGUCAUCCAAGACUUAAUCAGUCUUGGGGCUGUCAUUGUCGGGAAGACUAAAAUGUGCGCGUUUGCGUCGUCAGAAGAAGCAACAGACCAGUGGAUUGACUUCCAUGCGCCCUUCAAUCCUCGAGCAGACGGCUAUCAAAGCCCAUCUGGCAGCACCACAGGUGGAGGGGCCAGCCUAGCCACCUAUGACUGCCUCGACUUUUCCAUUGGGACCGACACAACGGGAAGUAUUCGUUGGCCAGCCGCAUGGAAUGGGCUGUUUGGCUUGCGGACUUCUUGGGGAGCAAUCAAGCUGGAAGGCGUGUACCCAGCCUGCAGAAUCAUGGACACCCUGGGGCUGCUAUCGCGCGAUAUCGAUGGCCUGCGAAACUUACUUGCUUCCUCGUCGCCGGCACUACAGCAUAAUGCAGUGCAACCUCCCAAGCGUAUCUUAUACUGCACCGACUUCUUCCCCCACUCAAACGCAGACCAGCAAGUUCUUAUCGAUGACUUCGUUAAACUUCUAGAAGCACAUCUUGGGGUAGAAAGGACGAAUAUCAGCCUUGCAGAAAGAUGGGCGCAGUGCCCCCCACCUGAGAGUAAAGGAAAGGACCUGAAAACAUACAUUGAAAAGACGGCAUACUAUCCCUUCUAUUACGAUGGCUACAACGAGUUCUCGCAAUUUCGCGAGGACUACGAGAAGCAGUUCGGAAAACCCGUCUAUUUGGGACCUUACAUGCGCUGGAAAUGGGACCAGGGCGUCGCCGUCACUCUUGAUCAGAAAAACCAGGCGGUUGGUGAGCUAGAAGUGUAUCGCAGGUGGUUCCGAGAGAACAUAAUGCAGCAAGUGGAAGGCGGGGGGUCAGACGCCGUUCUCAUUCUACCUUGCGGGAGCGGCGAGCCAAAGUAUCGCGACCUCCCAAACGCGGCGCCAGGUGUUGUUCCAGGAUUUAGUCCAAAUUACAUUGCAUCCAUGCAGGCCCUACCACAACUGGUCAUUCCCGUUGGGCAAAUUCCAUUCAAGUCAAGGAUCAGUGACAGGACAGAAUAUCUGCCCAUCGUGGCUUCGAUGGCUGGAGCUCCUGGGAGCGACAUAAUGCUCAUCGACCUUGCAAAGUCGGUGCUCAAGGGUGCCCAAAAGCCAGCCGAGGUCCAGACUGGCCGCUUCAUGUUCGAGCUGUAG